Messenger RNA from Serpula lacrymans var. lacrymans S7.9, 925 nucleotides. RefSeq lists its product as uncharacterized. The record is from RefSeq and is a predicted model, not a curated record. Lineage: Eukaryota; Fungi; Basidiomycota; Agaricomycetes; Boletales; Serpulaceae. The transcript has 5 exons. The coding region runs from base 93 to 374 and encodes 93 amino acids.
GCGCUUCGGGCUGCCGCCUUGCAAAUUACGUGCAUCAUGUUUAAUGAUCUCCAAGUCUUUUGUUCAUCGUCUGCAGUAUUCAUGGUUACAACAUGGCCAACUCAAAAGCGCAUCCACAGGCUUUCUUGGUCUUUUAUCCGAAUACACGUAUAAAAGCUUGGUCUUUUUACCAGCCUAUACUUGCACUUCACCACCACUGGACUUUUGUAUCUGUAUUGCUAUCUGUAUUUUAUAGUAUCGCUAUAUAUUCUACUGCGUCUGGAACGGCAGCCCACCUCUAUCUCUAUACUGCUUAUCCAUUUUCGCGUCUAUCUCAACAGGCACCUUCAUUCACUUCGCAUCAUUUUAACCAUCAUGGUCGGAAGCAACAUUGAAUCACAGUACAUUGACUGUCCCUCCGACUUGUGGAUCAUAGACUCUGUCUCAAAAUCCGAGUCUAGUAGUUUUUCUCUUUAUAGUACCAUUCGCAAAGCUCCACGCGUCUCGUGCACAAAAUAUCUCGAACGUCAAGUGAUACUUGCUUGGAAACGUAUCACUCGUUCCGUCCACAAACGUGAUCGGGCCUCCUUCCUCCCGAAAGGUUUCGUCCUCGUCACUUCACACCGUCGUAGCGUGCUCUUCGUAUGAUUAGCACUGCUCAUUUGACGUCUGAGUGGUACUAGAGCCUAUUUCGAUCGCAUUUUCCCCUCAUCACUCUCCAUGAACUCUCUACGUCCUCGCUGUCUCAUCGUCAUGCCAUCAUCCACCAUUGUAUCCAUUAAUAUUCUCAUAAUUCACUGGUCAUUUCAUUCAGGUCACAUGGUUAUAUUAUUGUUAGAAGUAUUAAUACGUGGACUAUCUUAUAGUGUAUUGCGUAUGCUUUAGUCUUUUUUUUUUUUCCUUUUUUUUUUUUUUGGUUUUGUUGUGCUGUAUUACUAUACUAUAC